AUGCCAUCUCCUCAUCAAUCCAUACCAUUCGAAAAAACAUCUCCUCAUCUAUUCAAUACCUUUCAAAGCUUGUCUUUUCCUGAUGUUCCAUCAAAUAGCGAUGACUACGAAGAUGUUCCAACACUUUCAGAUGAAUAUACAACAACCGCCAAUGCUCAUAACGAACAAUUCCAAGCGAUAAAAGCACAAUUCCAUACAUAUUUGAACGACAUCGAAUCGAAUAGUUUAUCGCGUGUCAUUCAUCUACUUUCGUUCUAUAAUCAUUUCAAUAAUGAGCAAAUCAAAACUGUUUUACACCAUAUUGGACAAUCGAAUGUGAACACGAACGAUAUCAAUCGACUUCUGAUGAACGAUAGACGAAUGUUUGUUAAUGAACAAUUUCCGAAUCUUCGAACAAUACUAAAUGAACAUAAGAAAGGCAAAGAUUGA
Messenger RNA from Adineta ricciae, 429 nucleotides. The record is from the annotation of a GenBank genome assembly. Lineage: Eukaryota; Metazoa; Rotifera; Eurotatoria; Adinetida; Adinetidae.